CUGUAGUUUGUUGUAGUUUUCGGGACGCCGGGGAAGUUGAAGACGCAGAAGAAGAAUCAGAAACAGGAGAAGAAAAGUGCCGGAGGUUGCUGAGUCAUAAUAAUCAGAGUUCAGGUGAGACGGUUGUUGUCGCGCGGGGUGAAGAUGGACUCGGCGGCGCGGGAGAUCGACGGCAGCGUGAUGGAGGGAGGCGGACAGAUCCUGAGAGUGACCGCGGCGCUCAGCUGCAUCACCGGAUCCGCAGUGAAGAUCAGUAAGAUCCGAGCCGGCAGGAGCUCCCCGGGGCUCAGACCUCAGCACAUGAGCGGCCUGCAGCUGGUCUCAGAUCUGUGUUCUGGCAGCCUGCAGGGAGCCACCAUCGGCUCCACAGACAUCAGUCUGACUCCAGGAAAGAUCCGCUCUGGAAACCACACAGCCGACACACAGACAGCAGGGAGUGUGUGUCUGCUGCUGCAGGUGGCUCUCCCCUGCGCUCUGUUCGCUGACGCCUCCUCACAGCUCUGUCUGAAGGGAGGAACCAACGCAGAGAUGGCUCCUCAGAUCGACUACACAGUCAAGGUUUUCAAACCGAUCGUGGAGAGGUUUGGAGUCCACUUCGACUGUGACGUCAGAAUGAGGGGGUACUACCCUAAAGGUGGGGGGGAGGUGAUGGUGACGGUGAACCCGGUCAAAGAGCUGCAGCCGGUCGUCAUGACGGAGAGAGGAAACAUCACGAAAAUCUACGGUCGGGCGUUUGUCGCCGGAGUCCUGCCUUAUAAACUGGCUAAAGACAUGUCGGUGGCGGCGGUCCGAACCAUCAGGAAGGAGAUCAAAGAGCUGUACAUCAACAUCCCGGCGCUGCAGGAGAAGGAGAAGGCCUACGGGAACGGCAACGGGAUCAUAAUCAUCGCAGAAUCGUCAACAGGUUGUGUGUUUGCGGGUUCGGCUCUGGGGAAGAAAGGUGUUUAUGCAGAUAAAAUCGGUAUUGAAGCUGCUGAGAUGUUGCUGAGAAACAUCCGACACAACGGCUGUGUGGACGAGUUCCUGCAGGACCAGCUCAUCAUCUUCAUGGCGUUGGCGAAGGGAACGUCUCGGAUCCGAACCGGCGCCGUGACGCUGCACACACAGACGGCCAUCCACAUGGCGGAGCAGCUGACUCAGGCAAAGUUCACGAUAACAAAGUGUGAAGACGAGACCUACAUCAUCGAGUGUGAAGGAUCAGGAGCCACUAACACACAGCUGUAGACACACACACACACACACACACACACACCUGUAGACACACACUCUUCUCAGCUGCUCCGUCAUCAUGGCCGCCACUCUCAGCUUCUCUCAGGGUGUUUCAUUGCUGUAAUAAAUUAAUAAAUCAAUAAAACAC
Centropristis striata (black sea bass) is the source of this 1357-nucleotide messenger RNA. RefSeq names its product RNA 3'-terminal phosphate cyclase (gene rtca). The record is from RefSeq and is a predicted model, not a curated record. The transcript is spliced from 11 exons. Lineage: Eukaryota; Metazoa; Chordata; Actinopteri; Perciformes; Serranidae. The coding region runs from base 145 to 1224 and encodes 359 amino acids. Gene Ontology annotation, molecular function: RNA-3'-phosphate cyclase activity. Gene Ontology annotation, cellular component: nucleus. Gene Ontology annotation, biological process: RNA processing.